UCACGGACGCGAUAAACGCCCCGCGCAUCCACUACUCAAGGUCAACGGCAAAGCCUCUUCAAAUCGUCUCGCGUGGGCGGGCGUUCCACCGACGAUGCCGUCGCCACCGACGAUGCCGUCGCCACCGACAUUGGCUCCUCCCUCCCCGCGUCCGGCGUGGAACACGAACUGCAACCUUGUGGUGACCCACCCUCUGCUAUCCGUCCUCGAGUCAUGCGCCUCCUUCCGCCGCCUCCUUCAGCUCCAGGCACUGCUCACCGUCUCCGGCCUCGCCUCCAACCGCUUCCCAGCCUCCCGCCUUCUUGCCUUCUGCGCGCUUUCCGACCCGCCGCGCCUCGCCCACGCUGCCGCCGUCCUCGCUCAAUGCACAGAGGGGCCCAAUGCAUACAUGCUCGCCACCAUGAUGCGCGGCUUCCUCCGCGCCGGAAAGCCAACCCACGCACUCACCCUCUUCCGCCGAGUGCUCCGCGAUCGCCUCGCCGUCGACGCGCGCACCAUCGUCUUCGCAGUUAAAGCCGCCGCCACUUCCUCCUCCCCUACGGAGGCCAUCCAUUGCGUUGCCUUCAAGCGAGGAUUUAUUGGGCAGAGCGUGCUCGCGGGGAACGCGCUGGUGCACAUGUACACUAGCAGCAUGUUAUUACCCGACGCGCGGAAGCUGUUCGACGAAAUGGCUGACAGGGACGUGGUCUCGUGGACAACGCUGAUUGACGGAUACGCGCGAGGUGGCUUGCCCGAUGAGGCCUGGCGAGUAUUCUGCCGGAUGGUGGUUGCUGAGAGUGUGUGGCCGAACGAGGUUACUCUGGUCGCAGCAGCCUCGGCAGCUGGGCAAAUGGGGCUACUUGGGUUGGGGAGGACAGUGCAUCAGUGUAUCGUGGAGAGUGGUGGACGCAUGAGCGUUAACUUGGAGAAUGCGCUCGUCGAUAUGUUUGGAAAGUGUGGGUGUGUGGCCGCAGCGAAGGAAGUUUUUGAUGGGAUGCCCAUCAAGGAUGUAUACUCUUGGACGAGCAUGGUCAGUGCUUAUGCCAAGUGUGGUGAUUUGGAGAAUGCAGCGAAGCUUUUCAAGGAAAUUCCUAAUAGGAAUGUGGUUUCUUGGAGUUGCAUGGUCGCAGCUUAUUCACAUGCAAAUAUGCCAGAUGAAGCCAUUAGGAUAUUCAAUGACAUGAUUGCAGCAGGUGUGGAGCCGAUUGAUGCUACACUUGUGAGUGUUCUGUCAGCAUGCGCUCAGCUGUGUUCUUUGGAUGUUGGUACAUGGUUAUAUGACACUUACAUUGUCAGUCAUAAGGUUGAGCUUACACCGAAUCUAAGCAAUGCAUUCAUUGAUAUGUUUGCAAAAUGUGGAGAUGUCGGUGCAGCAUCAAGGUUAUUUAGCAAUAUGGAGGACAAGAAUGUAGUAAGUUGGAACACAAUGAUCAUGGCACAUGGUUUGCAUGGUCAGCCUGAAGAAGCCCUUCAUCUCUUUCAAGAAUUCAAAGGAAACGGUAUUUUGCCUGAUGAGGCCACAUAUAUUGGGGUACUUUCUGCGUGCAGUCAUGGUGGUUUAGUAUCAGAAGGACGGUGCCAUUUCAAAGAGAUGAAGAUAGUUUAUGGGAUUGAACCCAGGGCCGAACAUUAUGCAUGCAUGAUUGACCUUUUGGGUAAAGUUGGGCUUCUUCAAGAGGCGUUUGAAGUUGCAAGGAGUAUGCCAGUAGGAGCUGACGAGGCUGGUUGGGGUGCUCUUUUAAAUGCUUGCAGAAUGCAUGGUAAUGUAGAGAUUGGCAAAUGUGCAGCGGAUAAGCUAGCAGGGCUGGAUCCUUCAGACAGUGGAAUCUAUGUACUUAUGAGUCAAAUAUAUGCAAGUAAAAGUAAAUGGGGCCAGGUAAAGAUGCUGAGAACAGUGAUGAGAGAUAGAAGAGUAAAGAAGAAUCCUGGAUGUAGUUCUAUCGAAGUUGAUGGGAAAUGUCAUGAGUUUUUGGUGGCAGAUGUUUCGCAUGUUCACUCAGAAGAUAUAUAUGCUGCACUGGGGAAUAUUUACCUUCAUUCAAAGGCAGAAGAAUGAAGUACUACAAUGCGUGUCUGUUCCACAAGGUGGAGAAGGAUUUCUUGGCACAAAUCCAACUGGAACUGGCACCGAUGGUGAUUCCGUAUACAAAUUUCUCUAUGGUGAUCAAGCUCGAUUUUUUGAUGAUGAGAUCCGACCAGAGUUGAGGCAUUCUAAAACUGGAACUGUUGCUAUGGCCAGUGCUGGUGAAAACUGCAAUGCCUCGCAGUUCUACAUUACCUUGCGGGAUGACAUGGAUUACCUUGAUAAACACACUGUGUUUGGGAUGGUUGCCAAAGGUUUUGAUAUGCUGACAAAAAUAAAUGAAGCUUAUGUUGAUGAUAAAGGAAGACCAUUCAAGGACAUAAGGUGGAGUGUUGAUUAAUGCCUUAGUUGCACCAUUAAACAUGAAUCUCUUGGAAUUAUUUGGCAAAGCUUCAGGGCUCCAUUAUAAUAAUGAGCAGAAAUCCAAUGUUUACCCGAUUCAGUGCUCCGAGGAUGAUCCGAUGGUGGUUCAUAACUUGUUACCUUGAGAGAUCUGAUUUCCCUUGCAGAUAUCUAGGAAUUCCUCUCUCCCUACGCAAAUUAACUAAAGAACAGCUUCAGCCUAUCAUAGAUAGGAUUGUUGAUCGCCUACCAAGCUGGAAAGCAGACCUUGUAACAAAGGCGGUAGAAAAGUUAUGGUGCAAUGCAACAUGUGCUCACAAGCAUGAUUGUCUACUUAGCAAUGACCAUUGAUCUUCCUUCUUGGGCUCUAGAUGCUAUUGACAAGAUCAGAAGGGGAUUUCUGUGGAGAGGUCGCAAAGAUGCCAAGGGAGAACAUUGUUUGAUAGCCUGGGGAAGAGUGUGUCGGCCUCUACAAUUAGGAGGUCUUGGAAUAUCUAGCUUAAAGGAAUUGUAUUGAGCCCUUCGCAUGAGAUGACUUUGCUUGCAUAAAUCUGAUCCAGGACGUACUUGGGCAAAUCUUCCUAUCCAAGUUCCAAAAAAGGCAAAGGCUUUCUUUCCACUGUUUUGAUUUCAGAAGUGGAGAAUGGAGCCCACACUCUGUUGAUCUGUUCUAGACAGACAAGUGGAUCUUGGGUCAAAGAGUAAGUGAUCUGGCUCCUAGGUUGUUUGCAAUUAUACCAAAAGAAUUGCAAAUAAUAUAACUGUUUCAGAGGCUUUAACCAACAGAAAAUGGAUCUCUGACAUCAGAGGGGCUCUUUCAGUUGGAGCCAUAGUGGACUACUUGCAGUUGUGGGAUUUGCUAUCAGAAGUGGUGUUACAACCUGAAGUAGAGGAUAAUCAUAUAUUCAGUUUAGCUAGAGAUGGCAAAUACUCGGCCAAAACAACAAUUGAAGGUUUCUUUGCAGGCUCAACAGUUUUUGGUUAUUAUCCUUUGGUAUGGGAAACUUGGGCCCCUAAAAGUGUCGUUUCUUCCUUUGGUUGGUUGCCCACAGGAGAUGUUGGACUGUGGACAGACUUGCCAAGAGAGGGAUGGAUCACCCGACGAUAUGCCUCUUAUGUGACCAGGAAGAAGAAACCUUGAACCAUCUCCUUGUCUCUUGUGUGUUUACAAGAGGGUUUUGGUUUCAUCUUCUGAGACCUUUUGGAUUAGAAAGCCUGGCUCCUCAGCCAGAGCUGUUUUCCUUCAUGAACUGGUAGGAGCAAAUCAUAGGAGUCAUGGCUGGCUUGCCCAGAAAAGGCCUCAACUCCUUAAUUGCCUUUGAGCCUGGACAAUUUGGAAACUUCGAAAUAGAUGUGUAUUCGAGGGCUAGACUCCAGGUUUGGCCUUAUCUAUAUGGCUAGCAGGGGAGGAGAGAUUGUUUUGGGAAGCGACAGGGGCUAAGGGGCUUUCCUACCUUGCUGCCCUCCUUCCUGAGGUCUAGCAUCUUUUGAGUGAUUGUGUGUGUGUGAGUGUGUCUGAUGGAUUGUUUUAGUUAUUUGUGUUUUUGGCCUCCGUAAGUAGACAUUUGUAUUUGGCCUUUUUAGGCCUCUUUUUCCGUUGUUCUUAAUAUAACGAGGCACAUUUCUCCUACGUUUUCGAGAAAAAAAAUACACCAUUAAACGGAUGUUUCACUUUA
Messenger RNA from Zea mays, 4080 nucleotides. RefSeq names its product pentatricopeptide repeat-containing protein At2g22410, mitochondrial. Gene Ontology annotation, biological process: RNA modification. The transcript is spliced from 5 exons. NCBI's taxonomy places the organism in Eukaryota, Viridiplantae, Streptophyta, Magnoliopsida, Poales, Poaceae. Gene Ontology annotation, molecular function: protein binding; RNA binding. The coding region runs from base 95 to 2035 and encodes 646 amino acids. The record is from RefSeq and is a predicted model, not a curated record.